CUUUUGUCUGGUUGUUGGCGUCGAUGUUUAGCUAAUUCCCUCAUUAAACCACAACUCUUCACUGGCAGAGGCUGACAGCUCACUCGCUCAGGGUUUCUGCCUGUUUCAUCUUCCUAACGCAACCGCAUUCGGGAAACUAAAGGAAACAGGGGAGGUAGAUAGAGAGAGACAGAGAGAAAAGGAACGCCUUUCGGUUUCGGUGAGCUGAAUAUAAUUGAUUUCAGAUUCUUUGAGGAGAGGAGCUGCUGGAAAAUUUUCUCUCUCCUCCAUCCAUGGCGUCUUCUUCCUCUCCGACGAGCAUAAACGAGGCGUUGACGGACGACGAGCUGCGGUCGAUUCUGGGCAAGCUGGAGGAUGACAAGGACAAGGAGAUAUUUGGGUUGGUGUGCAAAAGAUGGCUGAUAUUGCAGAGCACAGAGAGGAGGAAGCUUGCUGCUCGAGCUGGCCCUCACAUGCUUCAGAAGAUGGCCGCCAGAUUCUCCAGGCUGCUUGAGCUGGACCUCUCUCAGUCCGUCUCCAGGUCAUUUUACCCUGGCGUCACCGACUCCGAUCUCGCAGUUAUCGCCGAUGGCUUCAAGUCCCUCCGACUCCUCAAUCUGCACAACUGCAAAGGUAUUACUGAUCGUGGGGUGACGUCAAUCGGGCAAGGGCUGCCUGCCCUACAAUCAUUGGACGUGUCCUAUUGUAGGAAGCUAACGGACAAGGGGCUAACGGCAGUGGCCGAGGGCUGUCCCAAUUUGAAAAGCCUCCAUCUUGCUGGCUGCAGAUUCAUCACGGACGAAAUCCUCAAAUCACUCUCCACUUACUGCGCCAAUCUAGAGGAACUCGGCCUCCAAGGAUGCUCCAACAUAACAGAUUCCGGACUUGAAGAUCUCGUCGCAGGCUGCCGCAGAAUCCAGUUCCUGGACAUCAACAAAUGCAGCAAUGUAGGAGAUUCAGGAAUCUCCAGUGUUUCUAAAGCAUGUUCUGCUUCCUUAAGGACACUAAAGUUGCUGGAUUGUUACAAAGUAGGGGAUGAGUCCAUAUUUUCAUUGGCAAGACAUUGUGUGAAUCUCGAGACGCUUAUAAUUGGUGGCUGUCGUGACAUCUCCGAUGAGAGUAUGAAGUCUUUGGCCAAUUCGUGUGGCCGCAGCUUGAGGAAUUUGAGGAUGGACUGGUGUCUGAAUGUGUCGGAUUCUUCGCUGGGCUGUAUACUCUCAGAGUGCAGGAAGCUGGAGGCAUUAGAUAUCGGGUGCUGCGAAGUGAUAACUGAUGCUGCAUUUGAAGGGUUUGGAAUGGGGGAUGAAAAUGGAAUGAAGCUCAAGGUUUUGAAGGUGAGUAACUGCCCAAAGAUCACGGUGAGUGGAAUAAGCUUGGUUUUGGGGAAAUGUAGGUCCUUGGAGUAUCUGGAUGUGAGGUCAUGCCCAUUCGUGACUAAGUUGGGGUGCGACGAGGCUGGGUUGAAGUUCCCUGAUUCUUGUAAAGUGAACUUCAACGGAAGCUUGAACGAACCUGAUGUUCUCGUCUGAGAUGACCAGCGUGUCGGUUAAUGUGUAUGUAAAAUUUGGGGAGGGUGUUGUACAAUACUGGAGAUUGGUGGGUUUCAUGUCAUGAUAAGUCUCUGCAGCAUAUGUGAAUGCUGAUUGUAUCCUUAUAGUUUAUCUGUGGAAGGAUUCUGAUACUUUCAUUUGUAUUUACGUGUUCCAUCAUAAUGGAUAAGAACCUGUGGCUGAAUUGAUCUUCCAAAAUGUCCAAGCUGUGGUUGAAUAGACAUGGCUGGCUGCAUGAACUGUGACUGCCAUGCUUGAUGGGAUGAUGGGGAAGAUAAAUUAUUAAAUUGUAUGAGAUCCAUGGUUGGUGCAAUUCUUUUCCUUCCAGUGGGAUGUGGGGCGGAGUUUCUCUGGCGAUCGUGAUGCAUUGACAAGUAACCAACUUUGCUUAUCUUCAAGGUCUACUCGCUGUAUAGGUUUGUUGUUAGUGUCCUGUACUUCUGUUGUGUAAUGGGUUUCACUUGCAAGUGAUGGUUUUGGCUUGGGCAUUUGGCACGUGUGAAACAAAUUGGACUUGCUCUUUUUCUGCAAAAUGUGACUGCAAAAUAACACCUUUUGUUGUGUUUAAUGAACUAAUCUUGGAAUA
Linum trigynum is the source of this 2115-nucleotide messenger RNA. The record is from the annotation of a GenBank genome assembly. NCBI's taxonomy places the organism in Eukaryota, Viridiplantae, Streptophyta, Magnoliopsida, Malpighiales, Linaceae.